CACAGCUCUCCUCAGUUCUGAGGCUUCUUCCUCCCCCUCCUCCUCCUCCUCCUCCUCCUCCUCCUCUCCCACUGUAGACGCCACCCCAAGGCCAAGACUUUCCAUUUGCAUAGAGGGCUAAAAAAGGGAGCUGACAGAAGAGGGCAGGUGGCAACGGCCAACAGACGGCGAAGAGGCAGGAAGACCCAGCUCCAGCGCUCACACGAGCUUUUAGCACUCAGACGCAGUCAGAGCUGCAACACGCCAGAAGGAGCAACCGCAGCUGAAGGACAAUUAAAACUCCCAGCAGAGAUCUCCCAAGCCAGACAACUUUUUAAGCACGUAUUCCCUCGUGGAAAGGGAGUGAGCUGAGCCGGGGACGGUUGAGAGAUCAAGAAGGGAUCGUCUGACAUCUUCAUCGUUUAUCAGAUCGCCAGACUGAUCAAGACAGAAGACGCGAGAGUCAAAAAGGCGACUGGGCCAAAGAGAGGAAGGAAGCCUUUGAUUUUGGAAGAUGGAGGAAAGCGCUCCGCAGGUCUGGCACGUGCAGACGCAGAUUCCUAGACAGGAAGCGCCGGGGGAGCUGCAGAAGAAGGUGUCGGUGGCCGGCCAGCCCGAGUGCUCCAUCUGCUACAACACCUACGACAACGUCUUCAAAACACCCAAGCUGCUGGAGUGCACUCACACCUUCUGCCUGGAGUGCCUUUCCCGACUCAUGGCCGUCUCUCUGACCGAGCAGGACGGCGGGGGCGGCGGGGGCAGCGCGCGCCUCUCCUGCCCCUUCUGCCGUCACCCCACCAUGCUGCCAGAGGACGGCCCCCCCGCCCUGGCCACCAGCCGCGAGGUCCUCUGCAAACUCCCCAGCCACCAGCAGCAGGAGGAGCCCGUGUGGCUGGAGGGCGAGAAGCUGUGCUACAAAAGCUCCCGACAGGGCGCCGUCUCGGGGGCCCCCGAGAGCCCCGCGGCCUUCUGCAUCUGCAUCGACAUCGGGGCCAGCAAGUCGGUGGACGCUCCGGUGCAGACGACGCGCAGGAGGUCGGGUCUGAUGGGGAGGCUGGCGGACUGGAAGAGGAUGGUGCUCUUCAUUGUGCUCAUGGCGCUGCUGGUGGUGGUCGUGCUGUGGCCCCUGCAGUGCGUCUUCACCACCGGAAACAUGCGCUGCAUGAGGAACGGACCCAACGUGGGCACGACCGCGGCCAGCACCGUCACGUCUGGCCCCUUCACCAGCAGAGCUGCUCUGAAAGGAUGAGACGGCCGCUGACGAUAGAGACACUGUUGAAACGUCCUUGACGCAUUCUUUUGAACAGCUGCGCCUUGGAUACGUAGCCGCAUCUUGUGAGGGACUGGCGACAUGGUGGCUGCCCGGUGCCCGGCGUAGAUGGGCACUCGCCCCCUGUGACCCUGCAGCGACUAGCUGGGUGCAGAAAGGGGUCGGAUACAUGCUUGAAGGGUUACUUUACUGUACCAGCAUGAAAAUGACUAAAUUCCUGCAAGAAAAAAACUCAAACACAACUCUCCGGUGCAUGGAAAAAGGCUUUGGUAGCAGUGAAUUUGCACUUUAAUCCAAGUUUUUAUUCCGAAUUUUUUAAAAAAAAUGACAGGUUUUGUGUCCUCAGCAAAAAGCGGUCUGCUCACGGUUUAGCGCUGACGUAGAGAGCCGUUGUUGUGUCCAUGGCCAAACACCGGGGCCUGCGGAUGGUGACAUUUAGCCCGUUGUUGUGGAAAUGUGAGCUCUGCCACCUGACAGAAUGAAAUGGGAUCCAGAUGUGCCAAUGAAAGAGCAUAUUGUGACAUGGAUUUUGUGCCUUUUGAUAUGUCUGUGUUUACAAAACCACGAGUAAAACUGAAGUAUGAAGGUAAUCCGUGUCCAAGCUGUAUUAAUGUGGUCAAAACGGAGAAACAAACAGUUUAACACUUUAAAUAUGUUUUCUUUUGAAAUGAAAGGGAGAUUUUGUAAAUAGUAAAUCUCCUGAGUGUUAUAGCAAUGGAAAAAAAAAAAAGAGAUCAGUGAAUUCAUUUCCUCCUCCAUCACUCUUUAACCUCUGACUGUGACUCUUUGCCAGGAAGCCGUCCCUCCUUCUUGCUCCUGGAGGAGCUGCGUCACUAAGAGUUAAAGUCGGCCUGCGGGUUUCCCCAAUUUACUCAGCAAUUAAACACAGUUGAUAAAAAGACUCACCUGAGAUUUACACUUUUAUGUCGAAGUGGAUCAUAAACGUGCAACUUCCUCAAAGCCCCGUUUGGACUGCCAGGAAACAAGAGUUAAACAUUAAACCCCGGACGAAAGCAAACACGGCAACGCUUUCAGGCGGCGGGUUGAGAAGGAAUUCAUAUUAAAGAUAAACAUGCUUACCAAUCUUUUUCUUCCCAGAAAUAUUCAACAGGGUUAAUUAGGAUAAUCCAGGACCUCCGGCGUCACGUUCGGCUUGUGUAACGUUAAUAAAACAUUAAACAUUUACAACACAGCAAAGACGAGCAAAAGAAAAGAAGAAAAAAAAAACACAAACGUGACUGCGCCAUCAUACAUUUUUUUUAUUAUAUAUAAUAUUAAACCAUUGAGAGGCUGUUUCCGGCAGCUCAUUGUGUCAGCAGUUAUAGCCAAAACUUUAACAAAAAAAAAAAAAAAAAAAAAAAAAAA
Fundulus heteroclitus (mummichog) is the source of this 2614-nucleotide messenger RNA. RefSeq names its product RING finger protein 223. Gene Ontology annotation, molecular function: ubiquitin protein ligase activity. The coding region runs from base 494 to 1228 and encodes 244 amino acids. The record is from RefSeq and is a predicted model, not a curated record. Gene Ontology annotation, biological process: protein ubiquitination. The transcript has 2 exons. NCBI's taxonomy places the organism in Eukaryota, Metazoa, Chordata, Actinopteri, Cyprinodontiformes, Fundulidae.